CCAUAUAACAACCGAAACUGCAGUACUGCAACACAGUAUGAUCGGAAUCUGAACAAUAUUAUGGAUAAAUCUUCGGAUGGUUUACCGAUAUCAUCUCAAAAUUCUUCAACUACAAGUGCGGACCCUCACAGACCCGAGACUGAUGCAACACAGCAUGAUGAUUUGUUUUUACCGUCUCUACAAACUGGAGCUGGGAUCCCCGCAUUAUUUUUGACCUCUGCUAAGGAUUUGCAUGUACCUGGAUCAGUCAGUUCUGGCCGUGAAUGCAUACCAGACGACCUGACACGUGGCGUCAAACGGAAAUAUGAUGAAUACAAAAACGACACAUGUACAUACACACGACAAAAAGCAUGCCGUUAUACGCAUACUGCAAUCCCUCGUGGAGUAAAACGUAAAUUUGCUUCUGAUCAUUCAGAGCAACCAAGAAAAAGAUUUAGAGCGGCACCACCGGAAGUGAAACUCGUGCAACCUGAAACUGAAAAUGAACCUUCGGUUUCAAACAGCAUUUCUGGUGAUGGCAGCAAAAGCAAUGACAGUUCUGACACUUAUUCUGACUCUGCAGAGGCUAAAGGCAUUUCACAUUCGCAGCCUGUAGAGGGCGCUUCAAAAGAUAUAUCAGACGAGCAGUCACGCGACGCACAAAGCGAGCAAUCUGACGACGAGAUUUCAUGUCCAAGAUCCUGCGUUUGUAACAUCGGCUACAGCAGGAUGCCCGAACCGAUUGAACGCGAUUUUCCGACAGCAAUACCCUUAUACCGAUGCUUGCUUAUUCGCCGUUUAUACAGCCUGUCCAACAUGCAAUACACGUGCUGUCAGUCUCGAUGUGUAAGAAGGUACCCACGAGAAAGCGCCAUGCGCGUCAGUUUGCGUCAUAUGACCGAGGACUAUUAUGAUUCAGAUCUACGCGUCACCAGAUACUCGUGGGGUGAGUGGAAGGAGUGACUUUGGAAUGCCUUGUUUUAAGUCGACAACUGAUAUUUUUGAUUAUUUUGGAUUGCUUAUUUUAAAGAAAAGAUAGCAUAUAUUAUGAAUCAGAUCUACGCGUCACUAGAUACUCGCGGGGCGAGUGGAAAGACUGACCUGGCACUUCAUUAUUUAAGACGACAACUGAUAUUUUUGACUAUUUAUAAACACUUACUAAGAAAGCGACAUGAUGAAACUUAAAUGAAAAGAAAUAAUCAUUUCAUCAGUAUUUUCCAUGUACCUUCCUUUUCAAAACAGACCAAGUAUUGCAUAUGACAUAUUGUGUGAGUACUGUCUGCACUUUUAAAUGUUUUUUUUUUCUACUUGUCAAUUUCAAAUGUUAAGGAGUGACCUUGAAUUUUAUCGUUUUAAGUCGACAAUUGAUAUUUUCUGGGAAAGAGGUCAUUGCUCUAGAUAGGUUUUUUUAUUAUUAUUUAUGAUGACUUAUUAGGAAAACGACAAGUUAUGAUUAUUUCACCAGUGAUUUUCCAUUUACUUUUCUUUUCAAAAUAGACCCCCUUAUGACAUUUUGUGAAAGGACAGUUCGCAUAUGGAGACACGACACGCAAUAUUUAAAAGUGUUAAAUACUCGUGUCAAUUUCAAAUGUAAAUUAUCACUUUAAAAACAAUAAAACAUGGG
Molecule: messenger RNA, 1603 nt
Organism: Mercenaria mercenaria
Lineage: Eukaryota; Metazoa; Mollusca; Bivalvia; Venerida; Veneridae
Exons: 3
Coding region: 61-942 (293 amino acids)
Source: RefSeq, a predicted model, not a curated record